Molecule: messenger RNA, 611 nt
Organism: Salvelinus fontinalis (brook trout)
Lineage: Eukaryota; Metazoa; Chordata; Actinopteri; Salmoniformes; Salmonidae
Gene: ndufb7
Product: NADH:ubiquinone oxidoreductase subunit B7
Exons: 3
Coding region: 155-520 (121 amino acids)
Cellular component (GO): mitochondrion
Source: RefSeq, a predicted model, not a curated record
UUGUUUAUUUCCGUUGCAUAAAGGAAGUAGCUCGUUGGGUCUUGUGGAGGUGACCGAAUGGCAGAUUUAUUCUGUCAAUCUUGAAUUAGUUCUCCUAGAGUCGUAGGAAACACCGAUUAUUUUAUUUUUAUUGUGAAAAAAUACCGUUAGCACCAUGGGAGCUCACCUCGCGCGGCGGUAUAUCACCGAGACGGAGACCGAGCCUGACCCUGCGAAACCGUUUGGCUUUGACCCCGAAUUCGGCUUCGAUGAGAGGAAAGAGAGAGAGAUGGUGGCCACCCAGGCCCAGAUGAACCUGGCCCAGGUCCCUGUACUCCAGAGGGACUACUGCGCCCACCACCUCAUCAAGCUCAUGAAGUGUAAGAGGGACAACUGGCCCAACUUCCUGGCCUGUAAACACGAGAGGCACGACUGGGACUACUGCGAGCACCAGGACUACGUGAUGCGUAUGAAGGAGUAUGAGCGGGAGCGACGGCUGCAGAUGAGGAAGAAGAGGGUGGAGGAAGCCCAGGCAGCUUGAGCUUCAUCAUCAUGACCUCUAACCCCCCGACCCCUCUGUGUACAUACCUGCUGCUCUCCACAAUAAAGACCUUUUGAGCUCCACUACUCGA